AUGGUGGAAGCUGUCAUCGUCACCAUUGUUGAAGAGAUCAUUGCUAAACUGGUCCCUCAAGCACUGGAAAAGGUUGGAAACUUGUGGGGCGUCAAGCAAGAGCUUACGAAGCUCAAGGACACUGACGCUUUCUAUGACGCGCAAUACUUGCUUGAAGAAAUCAAUGCAGAAGCUACGCGAUGGGAACUGAGGGGCCACAAUGAAAUGAUCAAGGAGUUAAGGACAUUUUUCUCGAGUUCGAAUCAACUUGCUUUUAAACUGAAGAUGAGUUACAAAGUAAGAGCAGUGAGGGAGAGAAUAGGAGCCAUUAAGGCCGAUAAGGGAUUCCACUUGGAUGAGCGUCCUGUGUAUUCGCGGGUAGAGAGAGAGUGGGGAAAGAGAGAAGAGACUCAUUCGUUUAUACAUGAGAGAGACAUAAGAGGGAGAGACGAUGAUAGGAAGAAUGUCAUAGAAUUCUUGUUGGAUUCAGACGUGAAAGAGAACGUUUCCAUCCUUCCAAUAGUUGGUAUUGGUGGGCUUGGAAAAACUGCUCUUGCUCAAGUUGUGUAUAAUGAUGAGAGGGUAGAAAAACAGUUUAACUUGAAGAUGUGGGUUUGCAUCUCUAAUGACUUUAAGUUGAAAAAAAUUGUGCAAAACAUCAUAGCUUGUGCAACAAAGAAAGAACCAACCGAGGUUCCGAUGGAGCGAUUACAAAGUGAGUUGAGGGCAGCGAUUGAUGGAAAGAGGUAUCUCUUAGUUUUAGAUGAUUUGUGGAAUGCAGAACUAGAAAUGUAG
Molecule: messenger RNA, 774 nt
Organism: Rhodamnia argentea
Lineage: Eukaryota; Viridiplantae; Streptophyta; Magnoliopsida; Myrtales; Myrtaceae
Product: putative disease resistance protein RGA3
Exons: 2
Coding region: 1-774 (257 amino acids)
Biological process (GO): defense response to other organism
Molecular function (GO): ADP binding
Source: RefSeq, a predicted model, not a curated record